Zychaea mexicana is the source of this 267-nucleotide messenger RNA. RefSeq lists its product as uncharacterized. The record is from RefSeq and is a predicted model, not a curated record. The annotation marks the transcript as partial. NCBI's taxonomy places the organism in Eukaryota, Fungi, Mucoromycota, Mucoromycetes, Mucorales, Lichtheimiaceae. The transcript is spliced from 2 exons.
GGUGGCACUUCCAACCAUAUCCACGCCGGUCACAAGAUCUACAUCACCAUGAUGGCACUUUUGUUAAUGAAGAGUAUUGUACUAUGGCCUGUUCGUAUCAAAAUACACCGCGAAUUUGUUGCAUCAACCGAAAUUCGAAUUGAAAAUGCAAAGCAGUUCCUGCAUGUUUUCCGUCGCGCUAUCGAAUGCGUUGUCGUGCCAAAUUCAGACUCAUACGGGCCGACGAUCAACGUACCAACACUCCAGGCAUUAGUAAUAUCCAAGGAA